Molecule: messenger RNA, 7922 nt
Organism: Malurus melanocephalus (red-backed fairy wren)
Lineage: Eukaryota; Metazoa; Chordata; Aves; Passeriformes; Maluridae
Gene: HMBOX1
Product: homeobox containing 1
Exons: 11
Coding region: 320-1651 (443 amino acids)
Biological process (GO): positive regulation of DNA-templated transcription
Cellular component (GO): nucleus
Molecular function (GO): double-stranded telomeric DNA binding
Source: RefSeq, a predicted model, not a curated record
GGUGAAUAACACUGAAGACCCUCGAGAGGCUUUGUAACGUCCCAUCCUCAUGUAAAGUAUGCUCAGAACUUUUCCAGUAGUAGAUGUAAAGCAGAGUUAAGUUACUCACCAGAGUGGCAAAACUGCUGGGUUUGCUCACUGCCAGCAUCCGGUAAAAUUAUUUUAUCAGCAGAGAAUUGCAGAGAAUAAGUGGAAGAACAGCUCGUGUAGAAUAGUGAGUCAGGAUUUGGGGCUCUUUAACCAGCUGAGAAACUUGAAGCCUUCUGAAGAAAUGAUGUGUUGAUAUUCUGCUCCACUUGCGUAGCGCCUGCUGGAAACCAUGUCUCACUACACGGACGAGCCAAGAUUCACCAUAGAGCAGAUCGACCUCCUGCAGCGCCUGCGACGCACGGGAAUGACCAGGCAUGAGAUCCUGCACGCCCUGGAAACCUUGGACCGCCUGGACCAAGAGCACAGCGACAAAUUCGGGAGGAGAUCCGGCUACGGCGGCGGCUCCUACGGCAACAGCACCAACAACGUGCCGGCGUCGUCCUCCACGGCCACGGCUUCCACGCAGACGCAGCACUCCGGGAUGUCGCCGUCCCCGAGCAACAGUUACGACACCUCCCCGCAGCCUUGCACUACCAAUCAGAACGGGAGGGAGAGUAACGAAAGGUUGUCUGCCUUCAACGGGAAGAUGUCACCCACCCGCUACCCCCUGGCCAACAGCCUGGCCCAGAGGUCCUACAGCUUUGAGGCUUCCGAGGAGGAUUUGGACAUCGACGACAAGGUGGAGGAGCUGAUGAGGAGGGACAGCAGUGUGAUCAAGGAGGAAAUCAAAGCCUUCCUCGCCAACCGGAGGAUUUCCCAAGCAGUUGUUGCACAGGUAACAGGUAUCAGUCAGAGCCGGAUCUCCCAUUGGCUGUUGCAGCAGGGAUCGGACCUGAGUGAACAAAAGAAAAGGGCAUUUUACAGAUGGUACCAGCUUGAGAAGACAAAUCCUGGGGCCACGCUAAGCAUGAGACCCGCUCCCAUCCCCAUCGAAGAGCCCGAAUGGAGACAGACGCCUCCCCCAGUCACAGCUACCUCGGGGACCUUCAGACUACGGCGAGGCAGUCGCUUCACGUGGAGAAAGGAGUGCCUGGCUGUCAUGGAGAGUUACUUCAAUGAGAAUCAAUAUCCCGACGAGGCAAAGAGAGAAGAAAUUGCCAACGCCUGUAAUGCAGUUAUACAAAAACCAGGAAAGAAAUUAUCAGAUUUGGAGCGAGUGACCUCCCUCAAAGUGUACAACUGGUUUGCCAACAGGAGGAAGGAGAUCAAGAGAAGAGCCAAUAUCGAAGCAGCAAUCCUGGAGAGCCAUGGAAUAGACGUACAGAGCCCGGGCGGCCAUUCCAACAGCGACGACGUGGAUGGCAACGACUACUCGGAGCAGGACACUUGGCAAGUGCGCAACGGGGAGGAGGAGGGCCGGUGUUCCGAGGGAGGCAGAGAAGCUGAGAAGGUAGAAGAAGACAGGAGGAUCUGCUCCAAACAAGAUGACAGCACUAGCCACAGUGACCACCAAGACCCCAUUUCCUUAGCCGUGGAGAUGGCAGCGGUCAACCACACCAUCCUGGCGCUGGCCCGGCAAGGAGCCAACGAGAUCAAGACAGAGGCUCUCGACGACGACUGAUACCAAGAGAGGGGAGGGUCAAAGCAAGAAGUAACUUAGUUUUAGACGUAGCACCUUAGCAGACUUUCCUCGGUCCUUAAUAUGUGUUCUUACAGUAUAACUUUGCAGUUUCUUGUACGUCAGUUAGCUGUUAGGGUCUUGUUCUGUGAAGAUGGCAUGGUGCCCUCAGCCUUUGCAUAUACUCUCUCAGUAUUAAUUCCCAAUAAAUAAUCAAUCAACCAACCAACCUCCCUCUCCCGGCCCCCAGUGGCUAGAAAGAUUAAAAAAAAAAAAAAAAAAAAAAAAAAAAAAAAAAAAAAAAAAAAAAAAAAAAAAAAAAAAAAAAAAAAAAAAAAAAAGAGAAAUAAUCUUGCUGCUCUGUCUUAGCAUUCAAAGUGCUUCCAGGUAUUUUAGACAGCCCUCAAUGACAAGUCUUAGGCUACACUUAAAAUCUUGGAUAACCUUAGAGAUGGUGUCGAAAGCGAUAGUCUGUACGCUCCCCCUUCCCCCAGACUGAAAGGAUGCAAGCUGAGGUAGUGGCACAGGGUCGAUGGACACCACAUCGGGAGCAUCAGCAGAGAGUAAAAAGAACACUUGGAACCCCCAGUCCAGCGUGGGARCCAACAAUUUCCAGCUGCAAUAAGCCGUGCCUCACUGGUCAUCCGGUGACUCCRUUUACUUCGGGUGCUGUGCUGAGAAUGUCCAUUGGAAACGCAUUCCCGCAUUCCGCUCGCUGGUCACCAUGGACGUUCUCUGCUCUCACAAAGCUGCGUGGCUUGGUGGAGGAGCGCUGCCUUCUGCCUCUGGGACCGUGCUUGAAGCCCAGCCUGGGAUCAAAUGAAAGAUGAGCUGAAUGUUUAAGGGACGAAUGUCUGCUUCUCAGAACCACUGCUCGUUCUUGGCACGGCUGGCAGUGCCUGCUCAGAAGAGGUCUUAGACUCUUCUCCAUCUGUCAUUAACAAUUUCACCUUUUCUUCCUCCUCUCUCACCUUUUCUGUCCCCACCCUUCUGCCCUUUCCACUUGGCCACUUUCGAAAGCAAUGUUUUCCAGGAAGGUUGUUAAGGUCCUGAAAUGGGUGAGUGGAUGUUUACACGUCUGUGUAAGUAAUGCCUACGUCCUGACUAGCCUGAAGGGUUACCGGAGAAUCCAUCAGAGYAUAAAUAUUCUCCUAAAUAACGAACUUUUUUUGUUUGUUUAAAGGCAGGAGGAUCUCUUACCUGAGGAAUGGGGUGUGAAUGUUUUGUGUUCUCUUUACUCUGUCUUCGUUAAGGUGUGAGAAAGYGAUACUGCUACGAGCAAUUUAAUUAAUAAUUGGAAGCCAUACUGAUAAUGGAUGUGGUAAUAUUUGUAAAGCAAACCUACUCUAAGUAGCAGGAACUAAUGGAAUUGUUUUCCUUGAUCAUAUGUAGCACUUUUGUUACUUUUUUCUUAAAGAUAUUUAUAUUUGAUAAGUCUUUUUUUUAUCAUUUGAGAAUUCCAAAUACCAAACDGCAAACUCGCAUUACAGAGUCACCCUGCGAUCACCUUGUCAUCUAGUAUCUAAAUGAUGAACUGUGUGUGCAUCUAAGAAAAUUACAUCUGCUAGCAUUGUGUGGAAAUGAUCUCCUGGCAUCCUGAUAAAAUGAUAUGUUGCUGCCGGUAAGAGGAAACGUUUUGAUGGAAACAGCACGGGAAGUGUUAGAGACGGGCAGGGCUGCCGUACAUUAACAAAGAAUUCAAUUAAAAACCUGUGGAAGGUUUUGCACAGAGAUAUUUAUAUGAAAGUUUGCAUAGCGUUUCCUCGACAUUCCGUUUYGUCUUCCCACUUGGGUUUGUGUGGGAAUUGCUUGAAAAGAGGGGAAACAGCUCUGUUUGUAGGAUGGUUUUCCCUUUUCUCCCCCCGCUUUCGAGGCGGAGGGAGCCAAGGGAAGUUUUGCUGUUGCUCACCUUGUUCUCAUCCCUUCCUCCCUCUUCACUCCCAGAGAGUACCGUGACCCCCCAGUGCAGCCCCUCAGCAGGGUUUUAGCCAGGCUGAGCCCUCCAGAUCUGUAUCUCCUCUGUCCCUCUGGUGCAAACUGCUCUCCCAAGAGCCGAGGAGAUCCCGUGCUCGCAGAGGGCACCGUGGUGCCACCUCUUUGUCCCUCUGAAUAUCUGUUGGUAGGUCUCAGCCUCAACUUCCACUUAGGGAUUUAUUGGAAAAUUUAUGUGCUUUCCUUAGAUACAGACCACUGGAGCAGAAGGAAGCCAUCAUUUUUKCUGUUCUGUUGUAUUUCUCGAGUAGGCAAAUUCACGAAUAGCACCAGGGCAGGCUUGGGAAAGGCAGGGCUUGCACCAAAACCAUUGCACCACUGCAGUUAUUUCCUUCCUGCCUGUAUGAAUGUUUUGGAACUGAGGGUGGAGAGGAUGAGGAGAGCUUUUAUUUCUAUUUUUGCACAGCAGAAUGAUGGAGCAAACUCGAGCCUUAGUGGAAUUUUACCUACUUACUCAUUCCACAGUCACACGGCGAGCUGACAAGCAACAUCCACGAUUUAUAGUAAGGAGAUUUUAAUAAUCGAUGACCUCUUUACGUUGGGCUUGCCACCACCAUUUGUUCUGGCUGUUUCAUUUUCAAAAGAACAGACUCAAACUGUUGGACAGCUGCAAUUUUAAAAGAAAUAUUGCUUACUGUAGUAUCUGUAAAAAAAAAAAAAAAAAGGCGCUGUUUGAGGCUUUGCCUUUUUAAAGCAAUAGGGAAGAAUAAAAAUAGUAUGAGAACUUCUGGAUCCUGAUUAGAGGUUCAUGUGCUGCAGGAUCAAAGUAACACCACUGAAAUUGGGUGUCUGUGCCAUCUAAUGUAGAAUAAUCUGCUCUUAAUUCUGUUUGUCACUGUCAGGGAGCUCCUGCCAUCAUGCACCAGUCUCUUCUCUGAAGGUUAAACAGGUAAAAAAACCCCCCAAAAAACCCUUUGUGAGCAACUGGGGAUGGGCACAUCCCCUGGGCUGUGGCUCCCUGGAAAAUACGAGUUUUCUGCUUUCCCACCUCAUCAUCAUACCGGGGAAAACAACAAAAAGCUGAGCAAUCAGCCCCUUGGCUCACUGGGGUCACUGUUUGGGGUGUGCCUGUUCCGGCUGCUCUUUGGGCACUGAGAGGGACGAGCGGGACCUCAGCUGUCCCCAGGGUGCUCGUGGCAGGUUGUUCCCUUCGUGUGGAAGUUCAGAGUGAGUGUUUGCAGCCGUUUCAUCCCUUUUUGGUGUGAGGUGGAUGAGCUGUGAUGGGGCGGGCGCGGCUGUGACGGUGCCGAGAUGCGCAAACGGGAUCGGGAGUGAGCAACAGAAUUGCUGGAGGUGCUGUCCUGGAGUUUAGCCUCAUUCUGGAGGCUUUUCCAUGAUGUGGGAGAGUCGAUUUUGUCUUUUUGUCCUAAUUUCCUAGGCAAUGAAGCCUCAUUUUUGUCACCCUGCAGCGGAGGGGCAGUUUGGUGCAGCCAGUCCGGGGUCGCUGUGGUUUAUUCUCUGUUGGUUCCCUUGAAAUGGCUCUGGGGGCAGACCGGAGCUGCCUUUUUGUUCUGUGAACAGGGAAGUCGUGAAUUUAGGAAUCCUCAUCUGUGAUUGCUUUUACCUUCGCAGAGUGAGUUCUGGCUGAUGUUUUGGCCCUCAUAAAGUCCUUUUACUUGAGUUGUUGUCUCUUAYCGUCUUCUUAAAACAACAAUUUCUACCUCCACUUCUUUUCUGGAUUGUUUUGGUGUUGGGUUUUUUCAGUUCCCCCACUCUUUUUUGUGAAGUAUGAGAUCCCAAACAUUUACAGAAGCCUCAGGAGUUGAUCAAAAGCAGCAGAUUUGUUUUCUGUUGAUCUAAAUGCUCUGUGGACACACCCGUGGUCAGAGUGAAAUCCUGUGUCAGACGUGAGUCUGCAGCGCACCCUUUAAUUAGGGAAUCUCAUUAAGAGCCUUCAGGAGGUCAUGGAAAGGGAUUAAUCCCCUCUGUCCAUCAUUUKUGGGACCAUUGUUUGGGCAGGACAGGGGAGCUGGGAGGGUUGGAGGACGUGUCAUGAGGUGGGAGGGUUCAGGAGCUGGAAUUGUCCAGGCUGGCUUUGGGGACAUCCCAGAUUUGGGGGUUUAGCUGGCUCUGGGGACAUCCCAGAUUUGGGGGUUUAGCUGUCUUAAGUUCCUUUCAACUUAAAGGUUCUGUGCAGGAUCAAGAGUUGGACUUAGAUGAUCCUUUUGAGUCUGUUCCAACUCAGGGUAUUCCAUGAUUCCUGAGCARAUGGAGCCAGGUUCUUCUCAGAGGAGCACAGCAAAAACCAGAGGGGCAGAGGGCUAAAAGUGCAGUAAAGAAAGUCCCAGAUGAAUAUAAACAGAAAUAUUUUUAUGCUCCGUGGUAGAACUGUGGCCCAGAAAGGCAGUGGAAUUCCCAUCUUUGGGGAUACUCAAAACUCAACUGGACUGGGUUGGAUCAGAGACCUCCAGAGGUCUCUUCUGACCUGAAUUAUUCUCUGGUUCUSUGCAGACCUGCUCAGGUUGAGGUGUUCCCUGGUUCUGCUUUGUACAUGUUGACCUGUUCGAAGAAAUUCUCUGAAUUUUUUGAGGAUUUUUUUUCAGUUUUGCUGUUCAUAAAARUUAUCUUUUCUAGCCUUCUAAUACAGAGGAGCUUUAUUUGCAGGGUCUGGCUCCAGGCUCCAAUCAAGCCAUAAGUUUAGAGAUCUCAUUAAUUAUUUGCUCUGUUUACACAGUUCUUCAGGGAUAUUUGACUUAUUCUGUUUGUUUCAUUGCCUAACAUCAGAGUGGUAAGUUUUACAUGUUUUUGUAACGUUUGUGAUUUGUAGAUCAGUUUUUGCCUUCGUUUGUGAAGAUUUAUCUUUGUCUCGCUGCUGGGAGUGCAAGUGAAAAAUUCCACAGAGCUGAACCUGUUUCAGGAAAAAUGGUGGUUAACUCAAGCCCCACUGGUGACUACUGUGAUAAUUUUGGGUCAGUAAAUCACAAAUUGGUGAUUAUCAGAAGCUGAAGGGGUUUGGCUGGAAAAAAGUCUGAUUAAGCUCACUUGGAUCCUUCUUUCUUUAAGUCUGUGCUGUUGGCCACUUCUAGGAAAAAAAUGUGGUAGUUGUAAGAAGAAAUAGGUUUUAUUUUUCAUAUCGAUAAAUCCACUAAAACUGGUGUAAGAAAUUUCCAAACUCCAAGUUUGAAGCUGCCUUAAUGCAGGAUGUUGGAUCACUGUGUGUGAUCCUAACUGGAAUCCAGAGCUCACACUUUUCUUUGCAAAGCUCUAAAUUCAGUGUGAGAUUUUUGCCUGUAACCCUGAGCUGUGGGUGUUGAGUUGGUGAUGUUUUCCAGCCCUUCCUCUUUAUCCCUGGAAUUCUGCUCAUUUUAAUUKAUAUUUUUAAUAACAUUCCUGGUGCAGUCCCCACUUCCCAGUGCUCAUCAGCUCCUUUCAAACUCAUUGUAUAAUUAUCAGCAAAUUUUGGGGKUUUUUUCAAAACUUUGCUCUUAUUUUAUCUGAGUUUUCCCACUCAAGUAGCUCUUGCACUCUUUCACAUUAUUUAACUUGAUGAUAUUAUUUUAAUCAAAGUCUUAAGUAGGCAAUAAUCUUUGGUUUGGUGCAGCUUUUGGCAGGAAWUUUUUGUUGGCAGGGUUGGUCUUAAAGCUGUGUAACAUGUCAGUGACUUUAAUAUGACUUCAUUCCAUGGAUUUUGUGUGUUUGUAGCAGCAGUCAGGGCUUGGAUCCUGAUCCCAGCCUUUUUAAAGGACUUCUGUGGAGUUUUCACUGUGAUUCCUUGAAGGGAAGGUUGAUGGCCUGACCAAAAAAAUACCUUGCAGUUCCCAAGAAGAAUUAUAGAGAUUUUUCAAGCUAAACCAUUCCCCCUUGGGUUGUUGGGCAGCUGGAUAUUUACUCAGGAUAUUAGAUCAGUUAUUGGCCARAAGGGAUUUGGCAAACCCUAAAACCUUCAUUUCUGUUGUCAAAUUUAUGGGGUUUAAACUGUCURACUGAAGAUGUCACACAUUAAUGAAAACCAGAGGCAUUCUAGAGGUGGCAGCUACAAAUCCAAAUUUAAAAUACAUUGAAAUUAUCUUUCUCCUGUGUGAGAAAUGUGUUACAACUAGAAAAGGGUGGAUGGGUGUUUUGAGGACUGUCAKGAAGGUGACAGCGAUUUGAUGUUGGGUUUUGUCCAACAAAUGCAAAUCAAAUCAAACCCAUGGAAGUUUAUCUCAGUGGCAGCAGGGAGGCAGAGGGAAAAAAAUUUUAAAAGAAAAAGACUCUCUACUGAAGAGUUUGUUGGUAUUCUUGGCCUUAGGUUUUGUCAGUUAAAAAUAGGAAUUGUUUGUUUUUUUGYAGUUURURUCAG